Molecule: messenger RNA, 1646 nt
Organism: Asparagus officinalis (garden asparagus)
Lineage: Eukaryota; Viridiplantae; Streptophyta; Magnoliopsida; Asparagales; Asparagaceae
Product: protein RMD5 homolog A-like
Exons: 2
Coding region: 261-1445 (394 amino acids)
Biological process (GO): proteasome-mediated ubiquitin-dependent protein catabolic process
Cellular component (GO): GID complex; cytoplasm; nucleus
Molecular function (GO): ubiquitin protein ligase activity
Source: RefSeq, a predicted model, not a curated record
CAUUUUUCUCAUUUCCAUGGGAGCCCUCCGUACAAAUUUUUUUCAUUUCAUUUCAUUUCCCAAAUUCUAUAAAUUUUACAGGUGAUAGAGAUCUCAGAUCUACUCAUUCCCAAAAGCGGUCCCAGAGGCUGGAAGCUCGCCCUUCGCCCCAAACUCCCAAGCCCUAAUCUUCUUAGGGUUUCGGCGACGAUCGCCAUUGAAAAUCGACGCCGAGCGAGGUUGUUUUACACUUGGCUAAGUCUUAUAAAAAUUAGAAGGAAAUGGAUCUAAAUACAAUAAAAGAUGCAUUUGACAGAGUUGCCAAGAAGCAAAAGCUGUCAUCUACUACGACCCAAGAUGUUGUUGACAAGGUUAUUCAAGAGAUUGAAUCUGUAGUGCGUAAAAUGCAGUCAAUUGAUGAUGAUGCUGAUUCCACCGAUCAGAAAGUGCUGUUCAGUGAGCUGAGGAGUAAACUGAAUGAGAUUGCUCCCAUGCAACAGCUUGAAGCAUCUCAGAAGGAGCUCCACAUUGGGCUUAGCAAGUACAGUAAAUUGCUCGAAAAGUAUUUCAAUCCAGACAUAUCAAAGGCAUAUCGACAUGUCGAUUUUGACAUUUCUACAUUAAAUCAGAUCAUAGCAACUCACUUUUACAGGCAAGGCCUUUUUGAUCUUGGAGACUGCUUGGUAAAUGAUGCUGCAGAUCCAUCAGCCGCUGAAGCUGUCGCUGCCUUGAAGUCAUCAUUCCUUGAUAUGUACAGAAUUCUUAACGCUAUGAAAACUGGAAAUCUUGAAGCUGCUCUGAGUUGGGCUGCUACGAAUAGCGAGCGACUAUUACAAAAUGAAUCAACCCUCGAACUAAAGCUUCACCAGCUGCAGUUUGUUGAGAUACUAAGGAAUGGAAGCAAGAACGAGGCUCUGACUUAUGCGAGGAAAUACUUAGCACCCUUUGCUUCUGUACACGAAGAUGAGAUCCAAAAGCUCAUGGGUUGUCUAUUAUGGGCGGGUCGGCUCGACCAGUCACCUUAUGCUAAUGAUGAAUCCAUAUCACAGACAUCAACUUACCGGAACAAGAUAACUGAAGAACUUACCCAGCAAUUCUGCAGUCUUUUAGGCCAGUCUAAUGAGAGUCCUCUGACCGUGGCGAUAACUGCUGGAGUUCAAGGAUUGCCGACAUUGCUGAAGCUUGCGACUGUGAUGGCUGCUACUAAGAAGCAAGAGUGGCAGACCAUGAAGCAACUUCCAGUGCCUGUAGAUCUUGGGAGAGAGUUUCAGUUCCAUUCAAUCUUUGUGUGCCCGGUUUUAAGAGAGCAAGGGAGCGAGGAGAAUCCACCGAUGCUGAUGCCCUGUGGGCAUGUGAUUUCGAAGCAGUCCAUUGUGAAGUUGUCGAAGAGCAGCAGCCGGCCUUUUAAAUGCCCGUACUGCCCUUUGGAAGCCAACGUUUCUCAAUGCAGGCAGAUUCACUUCUAAUGAAUGAAUUUACUGUAGGGGAUAUUUCAGUGCCUUUGCUGAGAUACACGUCAGUGCAAAUAUGUGAGCUCCUGAUGUUGUAGGUUUGUAAAGGAUUGUUUGUUUGUUGAACCCUCUUGAGACCAAUCAAACCCGGAGGUGAUACUCCUGAUGGUUUGGGAAGUGUAAAUGUUUGCUGCUUAUGUUUAGUUCUCUGAUCAA